UUUUCUGCACAAAGCCAAGCCCCGUUUGGGGGAGAGGUUUUGCGAGUGCAAUCUGGCAGCAAUGCAUGUCUCCUCUUCUACUCUUCUGUGAAAUCGUUUUCGCUUUCAUAAUCUCACCUCAAUUCGUUCAUAUCUGCGUUUUUUUCCUAAUUCGUUUGUUUAAUUUAAUCCACAUUUAUUCCUUGUUGCUGCUUCCUUCUCCUUCUUCCUCUACAGGUUUUGUUCAUUGAUUUCGUCCUCCUAUCACAGGGGCGGAGCGACUGUGAAGAUAGGAAACAACAGAAACCCUAGAGGGAGUCCAAGACCAUGAAGGGAAACGGGAAGGAUUCAGAGAAGUUGCUUUGGGAUCAGAUGAGGAGCUCCUCCGGUAACCCCAUUGCUGUCUCCGCCGCUCCAGCUCGAGCUCUCCCGAAGCUCAUGGUCUGGCUCAUCCUUUUCAUCUCUCUUACCUACAUCGUCUAUACAUUAAAGCUUCUCUCCACUUCCCGCGCCUGUCACCAAGAUGAUUCCUUCGACCAUCCCUACCGUCGUCUUUCCUCAUCAUCUUCUCUAAUCUCCAACAUUACACUCGCGGCUGCGGAGGUAAAUCUGAAUCACACGGUUGGAGUUAUUCAGCAAGAAGAGAAUCGGAGAACCCCUCAACACCAACGAACAGGGCUCCAACACAUUGUGUUCGGAAUCGCAGCUUCGGCGAGAUUAUGGGAACAGAGGAAAAAUUACAUCAAGAUAUGGUGGAGGCCCAAGGAGAUGAGGGGAAUCGUAUGGCUGGAUAAUCCGGUCAAGAGUCAUAAGGACGAAGGGCUACCGCCAUUGAAGAUCUCAGGCGAUACGUCUCGGUUUUCUUAUAAGAACCGGCAGGGUCACCGUUCAGCCAUUCGGAUCUCAAGGAUCGUAUCCGAGACGUUGAGGCUGGGAAUGAAGGAUGUGAGGUGGUUCGUGAUGGGGGAUGACGAUACGGUGUUCAUUCCAGAGAAUCUGGUUAGGGUUUUGUCGAAAUACGACCACAAUCAGUUCUAUUACAUAGGGAGCUUAUCGGAAAGCCAUUUACAGAAUAUAUACUUCUCGUACGGGAUGGCCUACGGUGGGGGAGGAUUCGCCAUUAGUUACCCAUUGGCGAAAGAGCUCGAAAAAAUGCAAGACAGGUGCAUACAGAGAUACCCGGGCUUGUACGGCUCCGACGAUCGGAUGCAAGCUUGCAUGGCUGAGCUUGGUGUACCCCUCACCAAGGAUCUUGGGUUCCACCAGUACGAUGUGUACGGGAACUUAUUUGGGCUUCUUGCUGCGCAUCCUGUGACGCCGUUGGUGUCGCUGCACCACCUCGAUGUGGUGGAGCCGAUAUUCCCCAAUGUAACCCGGGUUAAGGCUCUUCAACGGCUGAUGGUGCCGAUGAAGCUCGACUCGGCUGGCCUCAUGCAGCAGUCCAUAUGCUAUGACAAAGAAAAGAGUUGGACGCUCUCCGUUUCUUGGGGGUUCGCCGUUCAGAUAUUCCGGGGUGUAUUCUCGCCCCGGGAGAUGGAGAUGCCUUCAAGAACUUUCCUCAAUUGGUACAGGAAGGCUGACUACACUGCAUACGCCUUCAACACUCGCCCCGUCACCCGGAAUCCAUGCCAAAAGCCCUUCGUGUUUUAUUUGUCUAUGGCAAAAUACGAUUCCACCACAAAGCAGACGGUGAGCGAGUACCAUCGCCACCGAGUUCCACAUCCGGUGUGCAGGUGGAAGAUGGCAGAUCCUGAAGAUAUUGAAAGAGUGGUGGUUUACAAGAGACCUGACCCACAUCUAUGGGACAAGUCUCCGAGGAGAAAUUGUUGCAGGGUCAUGCCUUCAGGAAAGAGAGGGAAUGUAGUGAUUGACGUGGGUGUAUGUAGGGAAGGUGAAAAUCAGUGACAGUGAAUUAUAGAAAGGUCAGAGAGGGAGAGAGACCCUUUGGGACCUUUCACCUUCCUCUCUCCUUUCCAUUCUUAAAUGGCUUCUUUUCCACUUCUUUUGUAAUUUCUGUUCAAUAGCGAAGAAGCAUCAUUAGAAAAUGAAAUUAUACGAGGAAUUAGGUGUUCUUUGCAUUUAUCAACGAGUCAUGGGUUAUUUGAAAGCAGUUCCAGUUCCACACAGACUCAAGUGAUGACAAAAGCUUGUAUUGGGAGUUGGGACUACGGCGGUCCAUUUAGGAGUUUAGAGUGAUAUGGGUCCCACCAAUUUGCCACGUGUUGCACGAUAAGAGGUUCAAGAAAUAGAGGUGGUUUUUGUAUGGUUAAUUUCUUGAGUAGAACCAGUAGUUCCUUUAUUUUUUAGAAGUAGAACCAGUAGUUUGAAAUAGCAAUAUAUGAACGUGCAAGUCAUCGUGGGGAGAGGAAAUUAAAUGGGCUAAAAUUCUAUGAUGGUAGUCGUAUCGGUGUACUUCGAAUCGAUUUUGAAGGAUCUAAAUCAAAUCAACUCUAAUCUAUUUGAAUUCUUAA
This is a messenger RNA of Nelumbo nucifera (sacred lotus), 2450 nucleotides long. RefSeq lists its product as uncharacterized. NCBI's taxonomy places the organism in Eukaryota, Viridiplantae, Streptophyta, Magnoliopsida, Proteales, Nelumbonaceae. The record is from RefSeq and is a predicted model, not a curated record.